UUUGCCGCCCCUGCCCGCGGCGCGCGGACCUGCUUGCGCUCCCGCCGCGGCGGCCGCCGCCCGCGCCCUCCGCCCCGCCGGCCUCUGCAGCGCCGCCGCCUCGGCUCCCCUCGCGGCCGCGCGAGCGCUCGCCAUGAACCCCAGCUCCCCGGCGGGCGACGACAAGGGGGCGGCGGGCGGCGGCGGCGGGAGCUGCUGCCUGGGCGCCGAGGGCGGCGCGGAGCCGCGGGGCGCGGGGGCAGCGGCGGCGGCGGGGGGCGCAGCUGCCCUGGAGGAGCCCGGGGCCGCCGGCCCGAAGGAGAAGGACGAGGCGCUGGAGGAGAAACUGAGGAACUUAACUUUCCGGAAGCAGGUCUCUUACAGGAAAGCAAUAUCCCGGGCAGGACUGCAGCACUUGGCUCCGGCACACCCCCUCAGCCUUCCUGUGGCCAACGGUCCAGCCAAGGAGCCCAGAGCCACUCUGGACUGGAGCGAGAAUGCAGUGAACGGAGAACACCUGUGGCUGGAGACCAACGUCUCAGGAGACCUGUGCUACCUGGGAGAGGAGAACUGCCAAGUCCGAUUUGCUAAAUCCGCUCUCCGGAGGAAGUGCGCCGUCUGUAAAAUUGUCGUCCACACCGCCUGCAUCGAACAGCUGGAAAAGAUUAAUUUCAGAUGUAAACCAACAUUUCGAGAAGGGGGCUCAAGAUCACCAAGAGAAAACUUUGUGCGUCAUCACUGGGUGCACAGGCGUCGGCAGGAGGGAAAAUGUAAGCAGUGUGGUAAGGGCUUUCAGCAGAAAUUCUCCUUUCACAGUAAAGAGAUUGUGGCUAUCAGCUGCUCCUGGUGCAAGCAGGCGUUUCACAAUAAGGUGACCUGCUUCAUGCUGCAUCACAUCGAGGAACCCUGCUCCCUGGGGGCUCACGCGGCUGUCAUCGUCCCGCCCACUUGGAUCAUUAAGGUGAAGAAACCUCAGGUGAUCUCCAUACCAGGAGAUGAACUUGAACUUGGUUGGGCGGGAGACGGACCUGGUUGGGCGGGACACUGGAGCCCCUCAGAGAAUUUGGGAUUCUUCCAUUUUUACUGGGAGGGUUGGCAGAACUCCCUGAAGGCUUCCAACCGGAAGAAGAAGAGAACCAGCUUUAAGAGAAGAGCCAGUAAAAGAGGAACCGAACAGGAGAACAAAGGCCGUCCUUUUGUGAUAAAGCCCAUUUCGUCUCCUCUGAUGAAACCUUUGCUCGUGUUUGUGAACCCCAAGAGCGGAGGCAACCAGGGAACCAAAGUCCUGCAGAUGUUCAUGUGGUACCUGAACCCACGACAAGUCUUCGAUCUUUCUCAGGAAGGGCCCAAAGACGCGCUUGAGUUGUACAGGAAAGUACCAAAUCUGCGAAUUCUGGCCUGUGGAGGGGAUGGAACGGUGGGGUGGAUCCUCUCUAUCCUGGAUGAACUGCAGCUGAGUCCUCAGCCUCCGGUGGGGGUCCUUCCUCUGGGAACUGGGAAUGACCUGGCUCGAACUCUCAACUGGGGAGGGGGCUACACAGAUGAACCUGUUUCUAAGAUCCUUUGCCAAGUAGAAGAUGGGACGAUUGUACAGCUAGAUCGCUGGAACCUCCAUGUGGAAAGAAACCCCGACCUGCCUCCAGAAGAGCUUGAAGACGGCGUAUGUAAGCUUCCCCUGAAUGUGUUCAAUAAUUACUUCAGCCUUGGAUUUGAUGCCCACGUCACACUGGAGUUCCAUGAAUCCAGAGAAGCCAAUCCGGAGAAAUUCAACAGUCGUUUUAGAAAUAAAAUGUUCUAUGCAGGGGCAGCUUUUUCAGAUUUCCUACAGAGAAGCUCUAGAGACCUAUCCAAACAUGUUAAAGUUGUUUGUGAUGGAACAGAUCUCACUCCAAAGAUUCAGGAAUUGAAGUUCCAGUGUAUAGUAUUUUUAAAUAUACCCAGAUAUUGUGCUGGCACAAUGCCCUGGGGGAACCCAGGAGAUCACCAUGAUUUUGAACCUCAGCGGCAUGAUGAUGGUUAUAUCGAAGUCAUUGGAUUCACCAUGGCCUCUUUGGCCGCCCUGCAAGUCGGGGGCCACGGCGAAAGGCUGCACCAGUGCCGGGAGGUCAUGCUGCUAACCUACAAGUCCAUCCCCAUGCAGGUAGACGGCGAGCCCUGCCGGUUGGCCCCAGCCAUGAUCCGCAUCUCCCUGAGGAACCAGGCCAACAUGGUCCAGAAGAGCAAGAGGAGAACAUCCAUGCCUCUACUCAAUGACCCCCAGUCUGUCCCCGAUCGCCUGAGGAUCCGUGUGAACAAAAUCAGUUUACAAGACUACGAAGGCUUUCACUAUGAGAAAGAGAAACUCCGGGAAGCUUCCAUCCCUCUGGGUAUUCUAGUUGUACGUGGAGACUGUGAUUUGGAGACGUGCCGGAUGUACAUAGAUCGCCUACAGGAGGACCUGCAGUCAGUCUCUUCUGGCUCCCAGAGAGUUCAUUACCAGGAUCACGAAACCUCCUUUCCCAGGGCGCUCUCCGCUCAGAGGCUCUCCCCACGCUGGUGCUUUCUCGAUGCAACAUCUGCUGAUCGCUUUUAUCGAAUAGACAGAUCUCAGGAACAUUUGCAUUUUGUGAUGGAGAUUUCCCAGGAUGAGAUUUUCAUUUUGGACCCAGAUAUGGCGUUGUCUCAGCAGGCAGGGACACCUCCCGGAAUGCCGGAUCUGGUGGUGGAGCAAGCUUCAGGGAUGUCAGACUGGUGGAACCCUCCCCUCCGGAAGCACGUGCUGAGUGAUAGUGGGCUGGGAGUGCUAAGUCCGCAUUAUCAGGACUGUGAUAUGGGCGAUUUCAGCCACUCCCGUGUGCUACAGUCACCAGUGUCUUCAGAAGAUCAUGCAAUUUUACAGGCAGUGAUAGCUGGUGAUCUUAUGAAGCUGAUAGAAAGCUAUAAGAACGGAGGCAGCCUGCUGAUUCAGGGACCAGACCGCUGCUCACUCCUUCACUAUGCAGCCCAAACCGGCAACGGGGAGAUUGUGAAAUAUAUCCUUGACCACGGACCCUCUGAGUUAUUGGAUAUGGAAGACAGUGAAACGGGUGAGACUGCACUGCACAAGGCUGCCUGCCAGCGGAACCGGGCCGUGUGCCAGCUUCUGGUGGACGCAGGAGCAUCUCUGAGAAAGACCGACUCCAAGGGUAAGACACCUCAAGAAAGAGCACAGCAGGCUGGAGACCCGGAUUUAGCCGCUUACCUAGAAAGUCGCCUAAACUAUAAGAUCCUUGGCCACGAGGACCUGGAAACUGCUGUUUGACCCUGCUCGAAGGGUCAGGAGGACCUGAAUGAGCAUAUCACCCGUGCCCUCCCGGCGACCGGGCCACCUCCCUGGAAGAAGCUGAUGGAAUCCAUAUAUCUGUCUCUCUCCUGCAAGGAUCUCUCUCUGAGGCCAUACCACCAGUUUCUAAGGGCUACCAAGAUGUCCAACGGAACCUGAUAGCCCACUGAGGAUGAGGCAGGGUACCUGGAGAUUUGUGGAGUUGUGAGUUCCACAAAAUUCGAUCCUUAUUGCUUACAGCAAGUAGCAUGAACUUCUGUGUUCACCUGUCUAAUUUAUUUUAAAGAGUCAAAGGACAUUCGCACAAAAGGCACUGCUCCCCUCCUCCCCCUAUGCAUUCGCCCUCUCCCCGUACCACACAAUUCUACUGUAACUACCCAUCGAUUAAAAAAAAAAAAAGAAAAAAGAUGGUAUGAUCCCUUUACAUUCAGUCUUUGAAGACCUCAAGACUGUCUGAAGGUCUUUGCUAACCCUCCGGAUGUUCUGCAGAAAUGUUAACUGUCAAACCGCUUCCAUUCCCGAGACUAAAUAUCCCAAGAGGACUUCGUGACUCUUUGCAUGUCUCCUCUCCUUCCUUCCCCAGUCCCUCUUCAUUCUGUAGGAGCUGGGAAGUGCCGCAGGAAUCCUGCCCGUUUGUGAGCUCUGUCUCUGAGGUGCAGUGACGUGGCUUGGGAGUUGUCUCUGCGGAGAGGCCCCUCCUCCGAGAGGUUAUACCCAGGGAUCUGCCAAGGUUGUGGCCCCGGGGCCCAGGAAGGACGGGUCUGCUUGGGCUGUCUGCACAGCUCCGUACUGCCUCUCUGUAGCCAUCUUUGCCUUUUGCUGCAAUCGAGACGACAGUGGUUUAAACACAGGCCCAGGGCUGGUUUGCAAGAACCGCUCGGCUUUAAGUGCUGUCGAAAUUGCAGAGCAGAAAACCAUGUGUGGGAACUGCGGUUGCAGGAAAUGGAGCACUAGGACAGCAUUCACUGCUCAGCUUUCCCGAGUGAGGCUAGAAAGGCAGGCUCAGUGACUUGAAGGGAAACAGCAAAAGCAAAAGUAGCAACAUAUGUCAAAAUAAUGCACUUGAGCAAGAAAACAGCCAAGGGAAUAUUGCACGGAGACUAAUAAGUAUAGACUCCGGGGUACAGUGGUGAGGGGGGGUGCAUCUUAGGUUUUCCUUUUAAGUUUCUGAUUUUCAUUCCCCAGAUUAGCCUUGUCCUUAAGAUGCAGGCUUAUGUUCUGAGUUUCACUGCCAGUCUCCAGAAUGCUUGGAUCUUUUUCAUGGAUGUCUCACCUACUACACGGCCAGUCCCAUGGUCACACCUGUGAGCACUGAAGCCCAACUUUUCACAUCUGGGGUAGCCGAAUCCAUCCUUUUCUCUAUUUUUCCCUUUCAGAAAGUUCUUUGUGCAAAGUAUGACGAUGGCAACCUUGCCAGAAGGGUUGCUAGGUCCUGCCCUAGACCUCUUGACAUUUUCUGGCUCCUCUGUUAGGGAUAUCUGUGUUCACCAAAAUAUCAGGAGGAAUAAGUCUUUCCACUCGGGGUGAAAAUAGCAACUUGAUGUGGAUUUAAAUCCAGAAAGAAAGCAUUUCCUGCAGGUGUUCAUUUCACUUGAGACAAGCUGGCACCUUUCACUUUGCUGUCGGACACAAGGAGAGGGUGUCCCUCGUUUGUUUGCAUGUGAACUUGCGUGAUUGGUUCUCUGUUUUAAAUAUAAAAGUCCGUGGUGGCAUGUGACUUAUCUGAAUCCCACUUGGGCCACGUAGCACCACAUUGAAAGGAUGGAUGUGCCUUUAUGCGGGAAGCAGCAGUCACGUCUCGGAAGGCAACGGGGACUUGGUCUUUCCUGGUUCAUUUCAGAACCCAAUGAUGUCUAGAUGUGGAAAACUGGGUUGUGAGUAAUCUAUUUUGAAUACAUAUGCCGAGACAUUGAACCAUCUUUAGGGUUUUUACAGUGAGGAAAGCAGGGACUACAGUAGAUUGUUUCCAGAAGCUGGAAAAUAUAUGUUCCAGGAGAAUCGAAUCACUGGGAAUUUUUCAGUUGGUGAGACUGUCAAGGAGAUGUUGUGAUGACAGAAAUAUAAUCCUUAAAACAGACUGACUCUGGUUUUGAAUGGUGCCUUCCAUUCCCUAGAUGGAGCCAAACAUUUGGCCACGCAACCCGUCUCUGCUGCCAUGGCUGGGAUGAAGGACUCUUUUUUUCACCACCUCCCCUCUCAUAUUUCUCUGCGAUGCCUCAAAGAAGCCCAAAGGAAAUUUAGGGUACAGGUGGCUGUGGGCCAAUUCAAAUAGCUCCAAUUGAAGUCACUAGUAAAUCCCUGCUAUGAAAAUAAAUGAGGUCCCAACUACUGUAGGGGUCCUGGUACAUUUGGAAAUCAUUCAAAAAAAAAAGAGGCAUUAAAGUAUUAAAGUUCUGCAUUAUUGAUGGGGAGCAAUAUAGUACAAGGCAUAUAUCUCUUUGGAAAAGCAAACACCCCUAGGACGUGAACUUUCCAACAAAUGAAUAUCAAAAUAUGAGCCAAAUAGUUACAUAUUUAAUAGCUUCAACAUUAAAUCUACCUCCUGGAGCAUAUUUAUUUUUAAAAUUAAGCACUGCAUGUGACAGUCUGGGCUUUAGGAAAAGCUAAGGCCAUAUGUUCCAGGAGUUUGCAGCUCAACUUAGGUAUAUAGUAUCUUCUUUAAUGGGCCAUCAGGAAGCAUCGGAGCAAAUGGUCUGGCUCUGCUCCAGAAACUCACAUAACUUUAAUUUAAAAGACAUAAAACUAUAUAGCCAUAGAAAUGUCAUUUUCUCCUAAGCCCACAGAGGCAGGAAGACAGUGAAAAGUGACAUUCCUCUGUGUUUAACUCAGAGAUCUUUGUGUGGUGGUAUUAUCUGCUCUGGGGUUCCAUUUUUAGAUGACGCUGGUACAAGCACAAGAAAUAGGGAGGUAUUAAAAGAUAUUUCAUAAUCUUAAAUGUAAUUAUGUUGGAAGUCUUCUGCAGUAUUGCACUUCAAAUGAAAUAGAACUCAGUAAAGCUAAGCAUGAUCACAUUAAAAGACUUGAUAAAGAACAGAUGCUAAGCAGGAAAUAAACACCAUAGCUAGGUAUUUAACUUAGAGAGUUCUAGUUGCCUCUGCAGAGGUGAUCACAUGAAGCCAAUGUGAUUGUUGAAAUAGAACUUAGCUGGCAAUGACACAGCCAUGAGCUUCUUGAUGACUGAAGGCAAACAUCACCUAUUCAACUUCUUCUUCUUAGAGUAUCUCGUACUCUCUACUUAGAGAAUAUCUGUUUGCACUGAUUCUCACCAGAUAUUGAUUUUCAUUUCUGUAUUUGCUAACAGGAUUUUAUUUACUAGACACCUCAGAAUGUCUAUCCCUUAGAAAAUGUGGGCCUGCCAUUGUGUGCUGUUUCGUAAUAACUUUAUUUAUUUAUUUUUUCACAAUUGAAGUAGAACCUGCCUUUUAGAAAAAGUCCAGGGCCAGAGAGAUUGUGGAUAGGGUUUGUGCCUUGCAUGUGGCUGACAAGGUUUAAUCUCAGGCACUCCAUAUGGUUCCCAGAGCCUUCAGGAGUGAUCUCUGAGCACAGAGCCAGGAGUAAGUCUUGAACACCACCAGAUGUGACCCCAAAACAUACAAAGAAGUCCAAAUGCUGAUGCCACAAAAGAUUUCCCCAUACAAGGUGUUUCACUGUGCUGGGGUAGGGCCUUCCAUCACACUCUCCAGACACAAUGUUAGCUUUCAUCAACACUGUUGUAUGUUAAGUAACAAAAUAUCUGUGUACUCAUCAGCCCCCUGCCACCACACACAUUAUAUAGAAAUGUAUUUAUUUGUGUGCAUACCUGUGUAUAUAUACUAUACAUACAUAAUGCUUAAAUUUGAAAGAAACUCUUAAGAAGCAUGCUAAUAAUAUCUCUGUAUAGUUAACACCAUCAGGAAAGAUAAGGUAACAGAGUUUCCAUUCUUCUUUCUGGUCUCCAUAAGUGUGAAACUUGGUUCAAUUACUGUAGCACUCAAAAGACACAUGACAUCCACCAUUACCUGUGUCAUAAAACCCAUCCCCUUCAGGUCUUGUCAUAGUUGCAAUCUUUCAUGAAACGGAAAACUACCUGAGCACAAAGUCUUGUUUCUGCUAUUUGGAGAUCUCAAGUAGAAAUUUGCUGUUUUGAAGGUGCAUAUGGCACUUGACAAAGGUACUAACACUUGCAGUACUAUCACUCCGUUGCUAACUCCUUUGCAAAGGUACUAACACUCCAUUGCUAAACGAUAUUUAACUUCAGGCAAGCUACCGUCCUGCUGUCAGAAAGGUGUAGCAACUUGGCAGCAGGCUGAAGUCAGACUCCAUUCCAUGACUUCCCUCAGUCAGUUAAUGAAACCACUGAGAACAGCAUGACAUUUUACUCAAUUAUGCUACUUAAAAAUAAAAAUAGCUCAUUGUUAAAAUGGCUCAUCAUAGUCAUCAAAUAAAACUACUAAUUGCUCCACUUAAAUGGAUUUUUUUUCAUUUUAGAGAAGAGGAAGAACAUCUAUUAAAUCAGGAAGAUUUUUGAUUAAGCUUUAGCAUUUACUUAUUAUAAAAUAGCUUGUCUCAACAGGACCAUUGCUGAAUAUCUCAACUUUAUCAUUCUCUGAAUUCUGUAUUCAGAUGAUUUUAGCCCUAUCACUUUUUCUCUUGCCCAAUCUCUCAAAUGGACAUUGGCUGCUUUUCUUUUCUGUAUUCUCCUCAUCCAGUGGUUCCUUUCAUAUUCUAAUGACAGCAAUGGUCCCGCUCCUGGACUAGGACCCACUAACCUUCUCUAAUUUUGUUAUACAACUGCUAUAAUCUCCUUCAGAUCACUGUAUCACUGUCAUCCCAUUGCUCAUAGAUUUGCUUAAACAGGCACCAGUAACGGCUCCAUUGUGAGACUUGUUGUUGCUGUUUUCGGCAUAUCAAACACGCCACAGGUAGUUUGCCAGGCUUUGCCGUGGGGCGGGAUACUUUCAGAAGCUUGCCGGGCUCUCCAAGAGGGAUGAUGGAAUUGGACCCGGAUGGAGGAAUUGAACCCGGGUUGGCCGCGUGCAAGGCAAAUGCCCUACCUGCUGUGCUAUUGCUCCAGCCCCUCCUCCAGAUACUGUGUUCAAAAGCGAUCAGAGUCUAGUUGCCCUCUGAGAGAGGGACACAUUCUGUCCAAAGGAUCUACAGAUACCCACUGAUCUUGAUCAUAUCACUCUAUGGAGGGACACAUUCUGAGAAGUAAUCUGCAAUGAAGAUUAGUCUUAGUUGUUCACUUAUUUUUUAUUGUUUAAGUUUUGGCUUUGGGGCCAUCCCCGGCAUGUGCAGGGGUUACUCCUGACUCUGCACUCAGGAAUGCCUCCUGGUGGACUGCCAGGGAUUAAGCCAGAAUCAACUGUGUGCAAAGUAAAUGCCCUACCCACUUGGGUCCAUGUUUGUUUUUAAUUUUUUUAAAGGUUUCUAAAUGGCAUGUCCUCUUUGUUACCUGAAGAGAGUACAUAAUCCUGGUGGCUUCUUCCAUUAUGAAAUCUACCUUAAAAUCCACUUUUUUUUUUCCUCAAAAAUUUCCCCUUGAAAUCUUCCUGGAUGGUUAGAUUAUAGAUGUUUUAAUCCACGUGGUCAUCUGUGGAUCUUAGGCUGUCUUUUUUUUUUUUUU
Messenger RNA from Sorex araneus (European shrew), 8885 nucleotides. RefSeq names its product diacylglycerol kinase iota (gene DGKI). Gene Ontology annotation, cellular component: nucleus. The coding region runs from base 134 to 3259 and encodes 1041 amino acids. The record is from RefSeq and is a predicted model, not a curated record. The transcript has 34 exons. Gene Ontology annotation, molecular function: ATP-dependent diacylglycerol kinase activity; protein binding. Gene Ontology annotation, biological process: lipid phosphorylation; regulation of synaptic transmission, glutamatergic; intracellular signal transduction. Lineage: Eukaryota; Metazoa; Chordata; Mammalia; Eulipotyphla; Soricidae.